This is a messenger RNA of Macadamia integrifolia, 3759 nucleotides long. Its product is annotated as pre-mRNA-processing protein 40C. Gene Ontology annotation, cellular component: nucleus. NCBI's taxonomy places the organism in Eukaryota, Viridiplantae, Streptophyta, Magnoliopsida, Proteales, Proteaceae. Gene Ontology annotation, molecular function: RNA polymerase binding; transcription coregulator activity. The record is from RefSeq and is a predicted model, not a curated record.
CAAACGUUCAACGAAGGCUCUCCGGUCUUCGAGUCCCUCCUGCUCCCUAUUUUCAUUAAAAAAGCCGGUUCGCUGUCGCGGCUCACGAGUCAUUCCUCUUCCGGAAACGAAAGAAGCCUCUGCUUCAUAUCUCUGCUGCUAACGCAGAUUGAUCUUUGUGACACCGAAAUCGCCAUUUCUGCAUUCCCUUGCUCGUUUCUUCUUUCUAUAUAUCAGAUCAUAAUCCCACUAGGAGGUUAGACCUCUAUAUUCCACCUCACAAGAGAGAUUAAGCGGCUAACAAGCACUGGAAGUCUAUCAGAAGUAGAAAAGAAGGAUGCAUGCUUCUACGGCUGGAUGUAUUAGACAGUCAAAUGUCGUCACCAGCCUGGAUAAUGCAGGAGGUGCAAUCUGCAGCUUCUGCGGUAGUUGCUGAAGCCUCUGUCUCAGGACCACUUGUUGCAGGGCCAAAUAUUGGCCCUCCAACUCCAACUGCUGCUCCUCCAGCUCCAGUUGUCGGCCCACUAACUCCGAAGGUUCCAUACAGUACUGCAAGUGAUUCAGUGCAAGAACCCGUCAGACCGAAAUUUGUCAAUGCACCGGGAUAUGUUGUUCCUGCACCUUCAUUUACUUACAAUGUGAUUCCUAAGGCUAACAGUUUGUCUGGAAGCUCUCAGCACCUUUCAUCUAGUAAUGCUUUAAAGUCAAAUCCAGUAGAGUCUGCAGCAACACUUCAGCCUCCAGUACCUGGCCAGUCUUCAAGUGGACCCACUUUGUCAUACAAUCUCUCACCAGCUAUAGUUGGGACCCCUAGUGGCCAGCAGUUUCAGUCAGGAAAUGUUAGUAUUUCAGGUCGCUCAGAGGGUGCUAAGACUUCUGCAACACCUGCAGCAUCUCAACAACCUAUAGUUCCAGGGCAGCCUGGGCAGCUUACUCCAUUGGCUUCUGUAACUACUGCUCAAAUCAUGCCACCUCUGAUACCCUCCCCUGUCUCUGUCCCAAAGGGAGCCUCAUCUAUUGCAGCAGGGUUUUCGUUUGGUGGGAUUUCUCAAUUGGCACAGAAGGAUCCAUCGUCAAACUCUAAUGCCUCAGCUACAGUUGUAAAAGGAGCUGGGACUACAUCAGCCACAUCGUCUAGUUCACAGUCUGUACCAUUAUCUGUUAAUACUUCAAGUUCUUCAAUGUCUCUUCCUGUGGCUCGUAACUCAUAUCCUGCAACUAUGUGGAUGUCCACUGCUCCAUCUUUUCCUAGUUCUGUGGGAAUUCUUGGAACACCUGGAACACCUGGACCACCAGGUAUAGUUCCAUCUGCAUCAAUGUCUACUGUUUCUGUCCGGUUUGCCGCCACAGAUUCUUCAUCCUCUGUGGUGCCAAGACCCCUGAUAACAUCUACAACUGCAGCUCCGUCAAAUCCAACCAUGCAACAGCCAAUAUAUCCCCCCUAUUCCCCUUUACCACCUAUGGCUCCAUCCUCCCAGGGAUCUUGGCUAACCCCACAGAUUGGUGGUUUGCAGAGGCCUCCAUUUCUACAGUACCCUGGUGUACUUCCUGGUCCCUUUCCUAUGCCCAUACGGGGAAUGCCUGGUCCUUCUGUGCCGAUCCCUGAAUCACAAGCUUCUGGUGUUUCUCCAAUAGGACCCCCUGGAGGAACACCCACAUUGUCUGUGGGAUCUGGUAAUCAGCUGGUGAACAAUACAGUGAAACAAUCUGAAUUAUCCCCCCCAGGAAUUGAUCAAGGGAAACAUGCUAGGGAUGGUGGUGCUGCCAAUAAUGAAGAACUGGACGCUUGGACGGCCCACAAGACUGAGACAGGAGCUGUGUACUAUUAUAAUGCAUUCACUGGAGAGUCAACUUAUGAGAAACCUCCUGGCUAUAAAGGGGAGCCAGAGAAAGUCACAGAGCAGCCAACUCCUGUUUCAUGGGAGAAGUUGGCUGGUACUGACUGGACAUUAGUCACUACAAACGAUGGAAAGAAGUAUUAUUACAGUACCAAGACUAAGGUAAGUAGCUGGCAAAUUCCAGCUGAGGUUGCAGCGAUGAGAAAGAAGCAGGAUGGUGACUCUUUAAAAGAAAAUACAUCAUUGGCACAAAACACUGGUGUAUCAUCUGAUAAAGUAUCUGCUCCUAUUAGCUUGAAUGCUCCUGCCAUUAGCACCGGUGGUCGUGAUGCCACAGCUCUUAGACCUUCAGGUGCUGCUGGGUCGUCAUCUGCACUGGAUUUGAUAAAAAAGAAGCUGCAGGAUUCUACUACUCCAGUGACUUCCUCACCUCUUCCAACUUCCUCAGGGCCUGCCAUGAUGGAUUUAAAUGGUUCGAGAGCUGUUGAAGUUACGGUCAAGGGCCCACAGAGUGAGAGCAGCAAAGAUAAACAGAAAGAUGCUAAUGGGGAUGGGAAUUUGUCGGACUCCUCUUCAGAUUCAGAGGAUGUGGACAGUGGACCUACUAAGGAGGAAUGUAUUAUACAGUUCAAGGAGAUGCUUAAAGAACGUGGAGUGGCGCCAUUUUCAAAAUGGGAGAAAGAACUUCCAAAGAUUGUAUUUGAUCCACGUUUUAAGGCAGUUCCAGGUUAUAGUACUCGAAGAGCAGUGUUUGAACAUUAUGUUCGGACACGAGCUGAAGAGGAACGCAAAGAAAAACGGGCUGCUCAGAAGGCUGCAAUUGAAGGCUUCAAGCAGCUGUUAGAAGAAGUGUCUGAGGAUAUUGAUCAUAAAACUGAUUACCAGACAUUCAAAAAGAAAUGGGGCAAGGACCCACGGUUUGAGUCCUUGGACCGGAAGGAACGAGAGAAUUUAUUAAAUGAAAGGGUUCUUCCACUGAAGAAAGCUGCUGAGGACAAGAUUCAAGCAAUACGUGUGGCUGCUGCCUCUAGCUUCAAGUGAAGGAUAGCCUAAGGAAUGAUCCUAGGUAUAAGUCUGUUAAGCAUGAAGAAAGGGAAAUAUUAUUUAAUGAGUAUAUAUCUGAAUUAAAGGCUGCUGAAGAAGAAGCUGAACAAGCAGCAAAAGUCAAGAGGGAGGAGCAAGACAAAUUGAAGGAAAGGGAGCGAGAAACGCGGAAGCGAAAAGAGAGAGAAGAACAAGAAAUGGAGAGAGUGCGAUUGAAAGUUCGCCGAAAGGAAGCCGUUGCUUCUUAUCAAGCUUUACUUGUGGAAACAAUUAAAGAUCCUCAGGCAUCUUGGACUGAAUCAAAACCAAAACUGGAGAAGGAUCCACAAGGGCGUGCUAGCAACACUGAUUUAGAUCAAGGUGAUACGGAAAAGCUAUUCCGGGAACAUGUAAAGGUUUUAUAUGAGCGCUGUGCACGUGAAUUUAGAACUCUGUUAGCAGAGGUCAUAACUGCUGAAGCGGCAUCGCAACUUACAGAAGAUGGGAAGACGAUUCUUACUUCUUGGUCCACAGCUAAAUGCCUACUCAAAGCUGAUUCUAGGUAUUCAAAGAUGCCAAGGAAAGACAGGGAGACCCUUUGGAGGAGACAUGUUGAGGAAAUGACGCGGAAGCAAAAGUUGGCAUCUGAUUCAAAGCAAGAAAGGCAGAAUAAGGAUACAAAGGAUCGAAGCUCUCUCGAUUCAGGAAGGUCACCAUCAGUGUCCAGGAGAACCCAUGGACAGAGAUAGGUUGUGAAGGGGAUUUGGAGCUGUGUUAUCUUCUUACAUUAGGAUUGGGAACAAUGAGCAGAAAAUCUGGCGAGUCAUGACUGUUGGAGAAAGAAAGAGGAGUAUUUUUUUUUUUUUUUAAAUGGAAUAGAAACUAGAUUAUUUAAAUAAAGAUAAUACAAAUUGUUCUA